AUGGUGUCCACCAUUUUUCUGAGCACCUUUUUGUUUCAUUUUAUUGUUGCUGUGGCUUCAGAACCGCGAUAUAUUCUGUGGAUCUCCUCUGUGGUACAGAGUCAUUCUACAGAAAAGGCUUGUCUCCACCUUUUAAACCUCAAUGAAUCUGUGUCUUUGAGUGUUGUUUUAGAGUAUAAUGAAUUCAAUACCACUAUUUUUGACCAGUCUGUGGAAGAGGAGAACUUCUAUGCUUGUGCAGAUUUCAAGGUUUCUCCAAAGUCCUCUGAACAGUUGGCUUUUGUGACAUUGUUGGCUAAGGGAGAUACUCUUAAAAUCUUUGAAAGAAGAUCCGUAGCACUCACUUCAGAAGAGACAGUAACCUUUAUGCAGACAGAUAAACCAAUCUAUAAACCUGGAGAGAAUGUUCAAAUUCGCAUCGUGACACUGAAUACCAAGUUCAAACCUGUUGAGGAUUUGUACCCUUUAAUCACACUUCAGGAUCCUCAAAAUAAUAGGAUUUUUCAAUGGAAAAAUGUGACUUCUUUUCAAAAUAUUACCCAACUCUCAUUCCCAUUGAUUUCAGAACCAAUGUUUGGAGAUUACUCUAUUAUUGUACAAAGGAAAUCAAGAAAUACAUUGAUACACCAAUUUACUGUUAAUAGAUAUGUGUUGCCCAAGUUUGAAGUUAAAGUCAAUGUGCCACAAACAAUAACUAUUUCAGAUGAUGAAUUCCAAGUGGAUGCAUGUGCUAAGUACACCUUUGGCCAACCUGUGCAAGGGAAAGCCCAAAUCCAUGUGUGCAGAGAGUAUUUUUCCUCACAGAAUUGUGAGACAGACAACAAUGAAAUAUGUGAACAAUUUAUUGCACAGUUGAGAAAUGGUUGUGUUUCUCAAAUUGUAAAUACGAAAGUCUUCCAACUCUACCGUUCUGGAUUUUACAUGUCAUUUCAUAUCACUGUAACUGCGACAGAAAUUGGAACAGGUAAUGAUUGUAUACAGAUCAGCGAAAAGGCUUCUGUUUCUAUCACUCAACUGCUUGGGAGUGUGAAUUUUGAGAACAUGGACACUUUUUAUAGAAGAGGAAUUCCUUAUUUUGGAACGCUUAAAUUUUCCGGCCCUAAUAAUGUACCGAUGGUGAACAAGUUAUUGCAAUUGGAGCUUAAUGACAAAUUUAUAGGAAAUUACACCACAGAUGAGAAUGGAGAAGCUCAGUUAUCUAUUGACACUUCAGAUAUAUUUGAUCCGGAGUUCACCCUUAAAGCCUCAUAUCUUCACCCUGAGAGCUGCUAUCUUCCCAGCUGGUUGACACCUAAAUAUGUGGAUGCCCAUUUUUCAGUCCCACGCUUUUACUCUCGAACGAACAGUUUCCUGAAGAUUGUUCCUGAACAAAAGCAACUUAGAUGCGAUCAACAGAAAAUUGUUACUGUGCAUUACUCACUAAACAGUGAAGCAUAUAAGGAUGAUUCAAAUAUAAACUUCUUUUAUUUGGUAAGUCUCAGCUGGUGGAUUUUUGGAUCUUUAUUACAUCUGUCAAUGGUAUCUCCUAUUUACACAGCCUGGAAAGGAAACUUCUCAUUCCCAAUCAACAUCAGCGCUGACCUGGCUCCUGUGGCCAUCAUGUUUGUCUACACCCUUCACCCCAGUGGGGAAAUCGUGGCUGACAGUGUCAAAUUCCAGGUUGACAAGUGCUUUAAAAACAAGGUUAGCAUAAAGUUCUCUAAGGAGCAGGGACUACCUGGCUCCAAUACUAGCCUGUAUCUUCAAGCAGCCCCUGACUCAUUCUGUGCCCUCCGGGCUGUGGAUAAGAGCGUUCUUCUACUGAAAUCAGAAAAAGAGCUGUCAGCUGAAAAUGUAUACAGUCUGCUUCCAAAUAUAGAACUUUAUGGUUAUUUCUAUCAUGAUCUCAACCUUGAUGAUGCCAGGCUAGACCCUUGCAUUCCUCAGAAAGAUAUGUUUUAUAAUGGCUUGUAUUACAUACCUGUAAGCAACAGUGGGGAUGGAGACAUAUAUAAUAUCAUCAAGGACAUGGGUCUGAAAGUUUUUACCAAUCUCCAUUACCGGAAACCAGAAGUAUGUUCAAUGGAGAGAAUGAAGCCAUUUCCUAGGCCACUGUAUCUAGCCAGAGGAGAUUCUAAACUGUUGUACAGUGCAUCUAAAGCUGCAGUCAUGCAGGAAAAUUUUGACUCUGUAGAACAGGCUAUAACGGAAACAGUAAGAACAAACUUUCCAGAGACAUGGAUAUGGGACCUCGUCAGUGUCAAUUCUUCAGGUUCAGCAAAUCUUUCAUUUCUCAUCCCUGACACUAUCACUCGAUGGGAGACAAAUGGCUUCUGUAUGAAUGGAGAAGUCGGUUUUGGCAUUUCAUCAACAAUUGCCCUGGAAGUCUCCCAAUCUUUCUUUGUUGAAAUGACCUUACCCUUUUCAGUCAUUCGAAAUGAACAAUCUGAUGUGAUUGUUACUGUCUUCAGCUACCUGAAUACAUGUAUAGAGAUUUCUGUUCAACUAGAAGCAUCUCAGAAUUUUGAGGCAAAUAUCAGCACCCCUAAAAACAAUGGCAGUGAGAUUAUUCAAGCUGGAGAGAGGAAAACAUACGUCUGGACUCUUACACCUAAGAAAUUGGGUAAAGUGAACAUCACUGUAGUCGCUGAGUCCAAACAGAGUAGUGCUUGCCCUAAUGGAGCAACUGAGCAGCAAAAUCUAAACUGGAAAGAUACUGUGGUCAGAAGCUUGUUAGUAGAGCCUGAAGGUAUUGAAAAAGAAAAGACUGAAAGUUUCCUUAUCUGUACUAAAGGCACCAAAGUCUCCAAACAGGUAAUUUUGGAUUUGCCAAACAAUGUGGUAGAAGGAUCAGCCAGGGCCUUUUUCACUGUUGUGGGGGAUAUUCUCGGACUUGCAACACAGAAUCUGGAGAAUCUUCUCCAAAUGCCUUAUGGAUCUGGAGAACAGAAUAUUGCCCUACUCGCGUCUGAUACCUAUGUCCUUGACUAUCUGAAAUCUACUGAACAAUUAACAGAGGAAGUUAAAUCUAAGGCUUUAUUUUCCUUAUCUAGUGGUUAUCAAAAGCAGUUGUCUUUCAAAAACUCUGAUGGCUCAUAUAGUGUGUUUUGGCAGAGAAAUCAGAAAGGAAGCUUAUGGCUCAGUGCACUUACUUUUAAGACAUUAGAAGGAAUGAAGAAAUAUGUUUUCAUUGAUGACCAAGUUCAACAACAGACCUUAAUCUGGCUUUCAAGCAAACAGGAAAGCAAUGGCUGCUUUAAAAGUGAUGGCAAGCUUUUUAACAAUGCCUGGGAGAGUGGAGAUGAAGAGGACAUUUUACUCACUGCAUAUAUUUUUGGAGCACUUCUUGAAGCCGGGCUCAAUUUUACUUUUCCCGCUCUACGACAUGGGCUCUUUUGUCUAGAGGAGGCACUAGAAAAUGGUAUCACCAAUGGCUAUACUCAUGCAGUGCUAGCUUAUGCUUUUGGAUUAGCUGGAAAAGAGAAGCAAGUGGAAUCCUUACUCCAGAUCCUGGAUCAAUCUGCUACAAAAAUAAAUAAUGUGAUAUACUGGGAAAGACCAAAGAAACCUAAGACAGAAGCAACCCCAUUCUUUACUCCUUGGGCACCUUCUGCUGAGACUGAGAAGACUUGUUAUGUGCUGUUGGCUCUCAUGUCCCAGAAAAUGCCUAAUCUCACCUAUGCUAGUAAGGUUGUGCAGUGGCUUGCUCAACAGAUGAAUUCCCAUGGUGGCUUCUCUUCCACUCAGGUGAUUGGCGUGAGUCUGAUAUUAAUAACAAUAUGUUUAAUGCAAAAAGCAUUAACCUUCUCUAAUGAUCAAAACACUGUCACCUUUAGCAAUGAAGAAUCCAAUGAGAUUUUCCAAAUUAACAGUGACAAUCGCUUACUGGUCCAACGUUCAGAGCUAACAAAAGCACAUGGACAAUAUACAGUAGAUGUGGAAGGGCAAGGUUGUGCAUUUAUCCAGGCUACCCUUAGGUAUAAUGUGCUACUACCUAAGAAGGCAUCUGGAUUUUCCCUUUCCUUGCAAAUGGCAAAGAAAAACUCUUCAGAUAUAUUCCAGAAUAAUUUUGACCUGACAUUGUCUGUCAAAUACAUUGGAAUGCGCAAUAACUCCAAUAUUGUUCUUGUUGAUGUAAAAAUGCUAUCAGGAUUCACUCCAGUCAUGUCAUCCAUUGAGGAAGUAAGUAAUAGAAACUCAGUUUCAGCACAGAAAAAGCAAUAG
Messenger RNA from Pteropus alecto (black flying fox), 4203 nucleotides. Its product is annotated as ovostatin homolog 2-like. Gene Ontology annotation, molecular function: endopeptidase inhibitor activity. The transcript is spliced from 31 exons. NCBI's taxonomy places the organism in Eukaryota, Metazoa, Chordata, Mammalia, Chiroptera, Pteropodidae. The record is from RefSeq and is a predicted model, not a curated record. The coding region runs from base 1 to 4203 and encodes 1400 amino acids. Gene Ontology annotation, cellular component: extracellular region.